AUGCCAAUUCAACUGAAAAAACCACGUACAAACAAGAUCCCAGUAAAAGUGGAAAACAGUGAUAGCCCAUCACCGGCAGAACCAACGAAUACGCAUCACAGUGCACAUGAAAUGCCAACUAGAAUGCAAAAUAGUAUUUUUGAGCACAUGAUGAAUGUUCUCAACAAGGAACUUUUUAAAGGUAUGUCAGAAAACCAUUUGAAUAGCUCCAAUCCGACACUUUCACCGAUGCAGCCUGGACAAAAUAGAAACUUUGCACCGUCCGCGUCUCAUUUCAAUCCUUUCGGGCCGACUGCAGCACCUAUUCCUCUCAACUUUUUGGCUCAAUUCAUGCCAAACUGCAGUCAAACUACACAAAUGGGACCACAAAGGUUACCACAUCAAUAUUACGGGAAUCCAGCGUCGGGAACUUCUCUUUUGAAUGCGACACCAACUUCGGAACCACCACCAAAAAGGAUGAAGCAUGAUAUCGAAUCGAUUUUGGGAAUUGAUAAACAAGUGAAGACCCGUCUCCCAGUGGCAGAAAAUACCAUGAAAAAUAUGGAGGUACUAGUGCAGAAUGUCAAAAGAAUCCAUCCAAAUCCCUUGGGAGACAUCGUGCAUCCGAAAGAAAUCGAACCAAAAAAAGGACGAAUGUAUCGCAAAAUCGUUGAAAACAAUGUAAAAUAUCACAAAAUUCGAAAAAACACCCCAUUGGAGCGAAUGUUCAAUGAUAUGAAGAAAGAAUUGAGUUGGGAAUCUCCAGAUAUUAGAUUGAUUCAAAAAGAAGUCACUUUGAUUUCAAUACACACAGGAGCAAGACAAUGUGACGUGAUUCAAUUCUUUGGUCUCAAAGAAGAACCAGUUGUUACCAAUGAAGGAGUUCCACAAGAAAACGAAAGUAGAGAAAGUGCAAUGAAGAAACAAUUUCAGAAACUUCUGGAAAUGAAUGUUUUGGAAUAUUUGUCAACAAGCAAAAACAAUAACCCAAAUUUCACAAUAGAACACGUUAAAAUAGAUAAAGAACAGGAAAUGCAGGCAAAAUGGUAUCUCUUGAGUAAACACUUCGGGCCAUCUCAGCCUCAAAGUCAAACUCAAGCUCCACUAAGAGUACCAACCACAGUGAAGUUUGCAGACAUUGGAAAGUGUCCGGUGACGACGAAUGCACCUCCGAACACAUCAGAAAGAGUGUCUGCCAUAACCCUUCAAACCAAAAAAAUAAUGCAUAAAAUGGAUCGUUUUGGAACCACUUUGAACACCUUCUCCCACCAAAACUCAACAGUGACCAUGAACAAAUCCAACACAGAUGCUCAAAAGGCUCAAGAUCAAAAACCAAUGGAAGUCGAAGCAAAUGAAUCUCAAAGAUAUCCGGAUUUAGAAGCAAGUCAAGAGUUAGAGAUAGAUGAAGCUGCAAGAGCUCUUAAUGACUUGCAAUCUAUGUGGAACACCACAGGAACGACAGCAGAGACGAUUGAGAAGAUUGGGAAACCGAUAGCAGGAGAGUAUAAAGAACCUCCUCGGAAUGUUAUGGAACCUCCGGUCGACCUGAAAAUGUCAAAUUCAUCUAAGAGUCCAGUGCCACCUUCUAAUCAAGAUGUUAGCAUACAGUCUUCAUUACCUCACAUGGCUACUGCUCCUGAAACUUCUCUAUUCGUGCCUAUGAAAUCAGAAAUUUCUGAAAAAUCGUCACACAACCCUGGAGAACUUCCGGGAGCCGAAAUUUUUGGUUCUGCAAUCUCUCCGAUUCUGCCGAGGAAAUCUGAUGGGCACAAAAUGGUUCAAAGUCGGACAGAAGCUGAAGUUGAAGCUACUGGUGCGGAAUUUCAAGCUAUGAAAGUUCCAACUGAGAAACCCGUUUGGAAAACUGAAGAUGUUCAAAAACCCAUUGAAAGAGAGGGAGCGAUAGAACCUAAAACUAAGCAGGAAACAGUUCGGUCAUCUAAGAAGUCAGAUGGAAAAGAUGUGAUGGUUCCAAGACAAGAAGAGGCAAUGUUUUACAACGAGCAAUCAUCAACAACUGUAAUGCCUUCCAUCCAAAAAGAGGCAACAACAUUCGGAAAGCUUUCUGGUCAAUCUGAAAAGCAGAAGGUUCUGGAUGUUAAAAGUAUUCUCGAAUCUGAAGCAAAGAAAAGGAUGGCAAGGUCAUCAAGCAGGCAAAAUGAAAAAGCUGAGGCUCCUCCGGCGUCUUCAAGCAACCAGAUUGCUCCAAUAAUGCCCGAAAAGUAUGGAAGGCCAACUAACAAACGUUUGAGCCAAUUAGAAGAACAGAAAGACUCAGAUAUUCAGAACAUCGGAAAACACAAGGCUAAAAUAGAAUCAAAGACAGAAUUUAGCAAGCCAGAAAGAAAAGUUGCCAUAGUUUCAAGACAAGAGAUUUCAUUGGCGUCUUCUAGCAACCGAAAUGCUCCCACAACAUUCGAAAAUCUUGAAGGAUCAACUGGAAAAGUUCAAAGGCCAAUUGGAGACAAGCAACGUUUUGUGACUGACAAAACGAUUGCCGCUCCUGGAAGUUUUUCCUUAAAAAGAAAGCAUGAAGCAGAUGAUGAAGCUAACCAGCGAUCCGCAAAUCAACUGAAAAUUGACGCGCUCAGAGAAGAUUGUGUCAGAAUAAGCAAAAAGAUCAAGAAACAUGUUUUGAGUAAAUCGGAACAUGUUUAUGAUUACAUUCUGAAACAAUACCAUUCGGAUCUGUGGGAGACGCUUCUGAAGCAGGAUCUCAGCACCACCAAUGGACCGGAACUCUUCAAUCCGGAGAGCUUUCCAGACUGCGAGAUCACUCAAAAACCUCUGAAGAAAGGAGAGUUGCCUCCUUGCUUCACUGAGGACUCCAUUAAAAUUGCGUGUCCGCAGUGUUUCCAACUGUCCUAUACGGAACCAGAGGUGUCACAAGUGUAUAGAAAUAAAGUGAGGGACUCUCGGUUAUACAGAAAACGAUAUUUUUGGUUCUCUUAG
Messenger RNA from Caenorhabditis remanei, 2931 nucleotides. RefSeq lists its product as uncharacterized. The transcript is spliced from 14 exons. The record is from RefSeq and is a predicted model, not a curated record. NCBI's taxonomy places the organism in Eukaryota, Metazoa, Nematoda, Chromadorea, Rhabditida, Rhabditidae. Bases 1 to 2931 code for a protein of 976 amino acids.